AUAGAUUAUUUCCACAAAUUUAGCAUCACCACAAAAUUAAGAUUUUAUCAUUUAUCCCUCUUUUGAACAACUAAUCUCCUCACACCAAUUUUCCUUAGAUUUCCAUCUUUCUCAAUCAAAAAACUUGAUUGUUAAUGGUGAUCUCCCAUUGUUGGUGUUCUUGAUAAACAAACAAAAACUCCAUCAAUGGGAGCAACCUCAACCGAAGAAAUAUUAGACAAACCACAACCCCCUAAACUUUCAAUCUCUCUAAUCGAACCCCCAAAAAAGCACAAAAAGCAUCGAAGCAAACCAUUUCGAACCUUCCAGAACAUCUGGAGAUCCAUCCCUAUAAUAUCCCCAAUUUGCAAAUUCCCUAAUGACGUAUUACCCGACACUACAAAUGGAUCAACUCAUACGGGUAUUCGGGUCACAGGUACAUUAUUCGGGUACAGAAAAGGUCGAGUAAGUCUCGCAUUACAAGAGAAUCCAGGUUUUCUUCCUUCAUUAGUAGUUGAAUUAGAUAUGCAAUUUAAUGCACUUAAAAAGGAAAUGAGUAUAGGGACUGUAAGAAUAGCCUUUGAAUGUGAGAAAAGGGUAGAAAAAGAUAAGAGGAAGCUUCUAGAAGAACCGAUUUGGAGUGUGUUUUGUAAUGGAAAUAAGAUUGGUUACGGUGUAAAAAGAGAAGCAAAUGAUGAAGAUUUGAAUGUAAUGGAGCUUCUUAAGAAUAUGUCAAUGGGGGCUGGGGUUUUACCUGGAAUUUCUUGUAUUGAAGGUGUUGAUGGUGAAAUGGCCUAUAUGAGAGGACAUUUUCAACAUUUUGUGGGGUCCAAGGAUUCUGAGACUUUGUAUAUGCUUUGUCCUUAUGGGAAUACUAAUGCUACUCGUAAUGGACCUGAGUUGUCUAUUUUUUUUGUGCGAAUUUAAAAAGUCUUGUCUUAUUAAAUUUGCUAUAUUUAUUAUGAAAAUAUUUUGAUAUUGAAAAUGGAUCAUCAUAUGGAAGGUUAAAGGUUUUGUGGAGGACAACCUGAUUUACCCUUAUCAAAACAGAUAGGUGUGGCUAAUGUAAAGACUCUUAUAUUGAAGAUACAUCAUUAUUAUCAUCAUAUCUAGUAUUGGUAUAUUUAGCUUAUAGAAGGAAUAAGGUUUGUGGAGGAUUGUAGGACGAUGUGUUAUACCCUUUUAAAAGACAUAAAGUUACGACCAGUGAGAUAUUUCAUAUUGAGCUAUUCUUGCGAGAGAUCAUCAAUUGAUAAGACGAACCUAAAAUAAAAAUUACAUAUGUUGAUAAUUUGUAUAAUUGAGCUAUUUAACCCAUAUAUAAGGUGCGUCUUACGGUGAGAGCAUCUCAUACAAGAAUUUGUGCAUAUUUGGCUCGGCUUGAGAAAUGUCUACUAAUAAUAACAAAGACCUAUAACACGAAAUAGUACGAUAAAAAGGUAAGUGUAGCAAAUCCAAUUUAAGGGAGAAUUAUGCAAUUAGUGGUUGAUUGUCACAAAUGUAAAGGAGUCAUUAACACAACCAAUGUCAUAUUUUAUGGUUGUAUUUAGUAAACUAGGUUGAGUUUGUGGUAUUCUUUUAUUUAAGUAGAGAAAGGUUGAUGCCAAGAUAGAGAUUAAUAGUAAGAAAAUUGUGAAAUUCUAUUGCACAUUUAAUCUUUUCAUAUUUAUACAUUUUUCUAACUUUU
Molecule: messenger RNA, 1666 nt
Organism: Amaranthus tricolor (Joseph's coat)
Lineage: Eukaryota; Viridiplantae; Streptophyta; Magnoliopsida; Caryophyllales; Amaranthaceae
Product: protein MIZU-KUSSEI 1-like
Exons: 1
Coding region: 187-906 (239 amino acids)
Biological process (GO): hydrotropism
Source: RefSeq, a predicted model, not a curated record